Hyaloscypha bicolor E is the source of this 913-nucleotide messenger RNA. RefSeq lists its product as uncharacterized. The transcript is spliced from 3 exons. Lineage: Eukaryota; Fungi; Ascomycota; Leotiomycetes; Helotiales; Hyaloscyphaceae. The annotation marks the transcript as partial. The record is from RefSeq and is a predicted model, not a curated record.
CAUCACUCCACCAAAAUCACCAAAAUGCCACCCGAACCACAUGAAAUCGAAGAGCGUAUAGCGAAAGCCUCUCAUGCAAUGGAUAAUAAUCCUUACCUGAAAGGUACGAAGGCUGCAAAGCAAUUUGGGGCCCCAUAUGAACGUCUAAUGGCUCCUACAGGAAGGCUCCUUUUUUGGAGCUCUGGGGAUCCCAAUUCGUUAGUAUUAAUUCGAUGGACUAAAGCAUGGAUGGUCCGGCAAGCCGAAUUCCUCAAAUCAAUACGAGAGAAGCCUUUAUCCGCAAAGCAAUUAGCUAUACAUAUUAUAGAGGAUAUCAAGGGGUAUUUCCAGGAAUUUGACCGAUAUAAGAGAAGAUAUAAUAUAGAGGAUUACGAUAUAUCUAACUUUGACGAGAGUGGGUUCCAAAUUAGAGUCAUUACCGGUGAUCGAGUCUAUGUUUCCCACGAUUGCGAAGCUAUAUAUAAUACAGAUCCAGAGAAUCGAGAGCUUGUAAUAGCAGUGGCUAUAAUUAAUUAUAGAGGAACCAAGGUGCCAGUAAUAAUUAUUUUUAAGGGAGCAUACUACUUGCGGGGAUACUUCAAAAACCAGCUUGACGAGAAUAUACUUUUCGCGCGAUCUCCUACAGGAUUUACUAAUUAUUGGCUUGGAGUAUGCUAUAUUAAGUAUUUUGACAGAUUCUGUCCCUUUUCUGGACCCGGCAGAUAUCGUAUCUUGAUUUUCGAUGGCCACGGCUCUCAUAUUAGUCGUGAAUUCCUAGACUAUUAUUGGAAGUUUUGGGAUAAGGUGUUUAAUAGCCGCAUGAUCGCACGGAAUUCCUUUAAGAAAACAGGGCUAAUUCCUCUCGAACCAGAAGUGGUACUCUCAAAAAUAAAGGAAUAUAAGCAACUUCAGAAGCAAACAAGACGACAAGCUC